Messenger RNA from Loxodonta africana (African savanna elephant), 2459 nucleotides. Its product is annotated as zinc finger protein 177. Gene Ontology annotation, biological process: regulation of DNA-templated transcription. The record is from RefSeq and is a predicted model, not a curated record. Lineage: Eukaryota; Metazoa; Chordata; Mammalia; Proboscidea; Elephantidae.
CACUAGAAAAAAAUCAUUCAUUCAUUUCCCUAGUAUUUCUCUCAUUCCUACAGUAUGCCCAGUCUGUACUGGAUUUUUAAUAAGACUGGAAGAACCCUAACAAUGUAGUUUUAGAAGCAUCAGAUCAAAGCAUGUGUUAAAAAAGCUGUUAAAGCCAUAAGGCUGGAUGAGAUGGUCCAGGGAGCGGGAGUGAAAGAGGAGAAUUCUCUGGAGUGGGCCUUAGGACAGACAAUGAGAAGACUCGGAAACAUGUAUUAGCUUCGUGUACCCCAGGCCUCCUUCCACAGUCCUGUCGAAACUCACCCAUCAUCCUCCCGGUACGUUGUUAGAGAUGAUCAUUGGCUGAGCCAGAAUGUGUGUGUAAUGUUUUAGAACAUGGUGACCUUCGAGGAAGUGGCAGUAGAGUUCUCCCAGGAGGAGUGGGCAUUGCUGAACCCUGCUCAGAAAAAUCUGUACAGAGAUGUAAUGCUGGAGACCUUUAGAAACCUAGCUUCAGUGGGUAAGGAUUGCCUCAUUCUUUUAUUUACUGUUUAUGCAUCAAGAUCUGUGAAAAGAAUGGCAUUUAUAGUGGUAAACACAAAAUGGCUGGAGGAGAGAGGAAUUCUCCAAGGUACCUCUGCAGACUGGGAAACUCAACUUAAAUCAAAAGAUGUAAUUGCUAUGCAGAAUGUUCCUGGGAAAAAGACAUCUAAUGGGAUAAAAAUGGCACCAACUCAACCUAUCAAGAAGCCCUUGGACUGUAAUCAUUGUAUAAAAUUCAUCAGAAAGAACUUUCACUUUAUUUGUAAAACAUAUUGUAAGGGAGAAAAGUGCUACAAAUACAAAGAAUGUGGGAAAGUCUUCAGCCAUCCCUCAACUCUUAGGAGUUAUGUAAGUAACUCUGGAGUGAAAACUCUUGAAUUUAGUGAUUGUGGAAAGGCCAUCAAUCAAGAGUCAUCCCUUAGGAAAUACAUAAGAGCACUCACAGGAGAGAAAUUGCAUGAAUGUAGUCAGUGUGGUAUGUCCUUGAACCUGCAGUCUUCCUUUAUGGUACAUGAGCUAAUAUCUGUUGGAGAGAAACUUUGCAAAUGCACUGACUACAGAAAAGCGUUUAGUACAAGGUCUUCCAUUAGUGUCAGCAAAAAAAUACAUACUGUGGAGGAAAGCUUGGAAUGUAAUGAACAUGGGAAAGCUUUCUCUGGCGCUCUGUCCCUUCAGAAAUGUGUGAGAACUCACACUGGAGAGAAACCCUAUGAAUGCAGUGACUGUGGGAAAGCCUUCAUUUUUCAAUCUUCCCUUAAGAAACACUUGAGAUCUCACACUGGAGAGAAACCUUAUGAGUGUAAUCAUUGUGGAAAAUCUUUCAGCCAGAGCUCUCAUCUUAAUGUGCACAGAAGAACUCACACUGGAGAGAAACCCUAUGACUGUAAGGAAUGUGGGAAAGCUUUCACUGUUCCUUCAUCCCUUCAGAAGCAUGUGAGAACCCACACUGGAGAGAAGCCUUAUGAAUGCAGUCACUGUGGGAAAGCCUUCAUUGAUCAGUCAUCCCUUAAGAAACAUACACGCUGUCACACUGGAGAGAAACCUUAUGAGUGUAAUCAAUGUGGAAAAUCCUUCAGCACGGGCUCUUAUCUCAUUGUGCACAAGCGAACUCACUCUGGAGAGAAAACCUAUGAGUGUAAACAAUGUAGGAAGGCCUUUAGAAAUUCCUCUUGCCUAAGGGUACAUGUGAGAACUCACACUGGAGAGAAGCCCUAUAAAUGUACUCAGUGUGGAAAAGCCUUCAGCACAAGCACUAACCUUAUAAUGCACAAGCGAAUACAUGCUAGAACUCACACUGGAGAGAAGCCCUAUAAAUGUACUCAGUGUGGAAAAGCCUUCAGCACAAGCACUAACCUUAUAAUGCACAAGCGAAUACAUGCUGGGCAGAAAAGUCUAUGAAUGAAAUGACUACAGGAGAGGCUUCAGUGAUCCUUUCCACCUUAUUUGUCAUUUUAGGACUCACUCUGGAGAGAAAUCCUAUUGUGAUCAACGUGAAAAAGUCUUCAAGCACAACUCUUCACUUAUACUGGGCAAACCUUAUAAAUGUUGUGGUUCUCUGAUUGUCUUUAUGAGUGAGUGUUUCAUCCUUAAAAUGCCACAACUCAUUAAUUUAUAAGUGUUAAAGGUUAUAUAUAUAUCACUCUAAAGUUUUCUUGACCUACAUCACAAACAUUUUGAUAUGUAUUAUUUUCAUUACAACUUACAAGUAUUGUUUGAGUCUUACCAAAAUGUCUUGGACACGUAAGUUAUUUAGAAGUGUGUUUUUUAAUAUGCAGACCCUGUGCAUAUUUUAGUUGUAGAUUUGUAAUAUAAUUGCAUUGUGGACAGAGUGCAUGGUUUUCAUAAUAUAGAUUCUAUAUGAUACAGAUUCAAACAGAAAAAUUGUUUGAGACUUGUUAUGUGGCCUAGUUUGGCAAGUAAAACUAAUUGCUUUACAA